Messenger RNA from Mesocricetus auratus (golden hamster), 3612 nucleotides. RefSeq names its product component of inhibitor of nuclear factor kappa B kinase complex (gene Chuk). The transcript has 21 exons. Gene Ontology annotation, cellular component: cytoplasm; IkappaB kinase complex. Gene Ontology annotation, molecular function: IkappaB kinase activity; ATP binding. Bases 75 to 2312 code for a protein of 745 amino acids. The record is from RefSeq and is a predicted model, not a curated record. Lineage: Eukaryota; Metazoa; Chordata; Mammalia; Rodentia; Cricetidae. Gene Ontology annotation, biological process: tumor necrosis factor-mediated signaling pathway; peptidyl-serine phosphorylation; positive regulation of transcription by RNA polymerase II.
GACGCGCGAGCCUGGGCGGCCCGGAACCGGCCUUGGACCGGCGGCGAAGCCUGAGGCGGCUGGCCCUCCCGCCCAUGGAGCGGCCCCCGGGGCUGCGGCCGGGCGCGGGCGGCCCCUGGGAGAUGCGGGAGCGGCUCGGCACCGGCGGCUUCGGGAACGUCUGUCUGUACCAGCACCGGGAACUUGAUAUCAAAAUAGCAAUUAAGUCUUGUCGCCUAGAGUUAAGUACCAAAAAUAGAGAGCGCUGGUGCCAUGAAAUCCAGAUCAUGAAAAAGUUGAACCAUGCAAAUGUCGUAAAGGCCUGUGAUGUUCCUGAGGAAUUGAAUGUUUUAAUUAAUGACGUGCCUCUUCUAGCAAUGGAGUACUGUUCUGGAGGAGAUCUCCGGAAGCUACUCAACAAACCAGAAAAUUGUUGUGGACUUAAAGAAAGCCAGAUACUUUCUUUACUGUGUGACAUAGGAUCUGGAAUUCGAUAUUUGCAUGAAAACAAAAUAAUACAUCGAGAUCUAAAACCUGAAAAUAUAGUUCUUCAAGAUGUUGGUGGGAAGAUAAUGCAUAAAAUAAUUGAUUUGGGUUAUGCCAAAGAUGUUGAUCAAGGAAGUCUCUGUACAUCUUUUGUGGGAACAUUACAGUAUUUGGCCCCAGAGCUGUUUGAAAAUAAGCCGUACACAGCCACUGUGGAUUAUUGGAGCUUUGGGACCAUGGUGUUUGAGUGUAUUGCCGGAUAUAGACCUUUUUUGCAUCAUCUGCAGCCAUUUACCUGGCAUGAGAAGAUUAAGAAGAAAGAUUCAAAGUGUAUAUUUGCAUGUGAAGAGAUGACUGGAGAAGUUCGGUUUAGUAGCCAUUUACCUCAACCAAACAGCCUUUGUAGUUUAAUAGUAGAACCCAUGGAAAGCUGGCUACAAUUGAUGCUGAAUUGGGACCCACAGCAGAGAGGGGGACCUAUUGAUCCUUCUUUGAAGCAGCCAAGAUGUUUUGUAUUAAUGGAUCACAUUCUCAACUUAAAGAUAGUGCACAUCCUAAAUAUGACUUCUGCAAAAAUCAUUUCCUUUCUGUUACCAUGUGAUGAAAGCUUUCAUUCACUACAGUCUCGUAUUGAGCGUGAAACGGGAAUAAGUACUGGUUCUCAAGAACUUCUGUCAGAGACAGGAAUUUCUCUGGAUCCUCGGAAACCAGCCUCUCAAUGUGUUCUAGAUGGAGUUAGAGGCUGUGAUAGCUACAUGGUUUAUUUGUUUGAUAAAAGUAAGACUGUAUAUGAAGGACCAUUUGCAUCCAGAAGUUUAUCUGAUUGUGUAAAUUAUAUUGUUCAAGACAGCAAGAUACAGCUUCCAAUUAUACAGCUGCGUAAAGUGUGGGCUGAAGCGGUGCACUAUGUUUCUGGGCUAAAAGAAGACUACAGCAGACUCUUUCAGGGACAAAGAGCGGCAAUGUUAAGUCUUCUUAGAUAUAAUGCUAACUUGACAAAAAUGAAGAAUACUUUGAUCUCAGCAUCACAGCAACUCAAAGCUAAAUUGGAGUUUUUUCACAAAAGCAUUCAGCUUGACUUGGAGAGAUAUAGUGAGCAGAUGACUUAUGGGAUAUCUUCAGAAAAAAUGCUAAAAGCAUGGAAAGAAAUGGAGGAAAGGGCCAUUCACUAUGCUGAGGUUGGUGUCAUUGGAUACCUUGAGGAUCAAAUUAUGUCUUUGCACACUGAAAUCAUGGAACUUCAGAAAAGCCCCUAUGGAAGACGCCAAGGAGACUUGAUGGAAUCUCUGGAACAACGUGCCAUUGAUCUCUAUAAGCAGUUAAAGCACAGACCUACAGAUCACUCUUACAGUGAUAGCACGGAGAUGGUGAAGAUCAUUGUGCACACUGUACAGAGUCAGGACCGCGUUCUCAAGGAGCUGUUUGGUCACCUGAGCAAGUUGUUGGGCUGUAAGCAGAAGAUUAUUGAUCUACUCCCCAAGGUGGAAGUGGCCCUCAGUAACAUCAAAGAAGCUGACAACACCAUCAUGUUUAUGCAGGGAAAGAGGCAGAAAGAAAUAUGGCACCUCCUUAAAAUCGCCUGUACACAGAGUUCUGCCCGCUCUCUUGUAGGAUCCAGUUUAGAAGGCACAGUAACCCCUCCAGCAUCAGCAUGGCUGCCACCUAUGUUAGCAGACCGUGAACAUCCUCUGACACGUGUGGUAACUCCUCAAGAUGGAGAGACGUUAGCACAAGUGAUAGAAGAAAAUCUGAACUGUCUUGGCCACUUAAGUACUAUUAUUCGUGAAGCAAAUGAGGAACAAAGCCAUAGUAUGAUGAGUCUUGAUUGGAGUUGGUUAACAGAGUGACCUGAUGUUCACUGUUCUCAAGCCUAUGAACAUUGUCUCUGCACAUACUCAGAAUUCAUCUUUGCUCCCUGAACCUACUCUUCACAUACCAGUCAGUGGAAGAAAUGGCUGUAAAUCAGAGACUACAAAUGACUUUACAAGCACAGUAUCUUGAUUUUCCUUUGUAUAAUGAUUGUGACCUCUGAACAGAUAGAAUUUUAUUACAAAUUGGUGAAUUAUUUUUAACACCACAGCUAUCUAGGGAGAUCAUUAGUGACCUGCUUAUCUUUAAAAUUGAGAAAAUACUACUUGUUUAACUGAUGAAAAAGAAUAUAUAUACGUAUCCCCGAGACAGGGUUUCUCUGUGUAGCUCUGGCUAUCCUGGAACUCACUUUGUAGAUCAGGCUGGCCUCAAACUCAAACAGAGAUCCGCCUGCCUCUGCCUCCUGAGUGCUGAGAUUAAAGGCGUGUGCCAGCACUGCUGGAUCCAGUGCUCAUUUUAAGUAAAAGUUGUCUACUGUGUUUCUGUGGAAGAGACUGCUCACAAGUAAAAUUGUGCUUCCUGAAGACUAACCUACUUCCUUGUGUUGCUCUCAGCAGGUACUCUAGCUGGCAUCAUAAGGAGUUAGACGAAUCCCAUAUUUAACCACACAUGUAAUAGUGUCCUUUUCUUUCAUGAGGGAUUGCACAUGUGUGCUUUGGUAUCAACUGAUCAUAAUGAAUUGUGUUGUGUGCUAUAUGUAUAUGUAUUUAAGGUGUACAUUUAAUAAUAUCAAAGAUGAGCUGCCUGUUAAUUUAUAAUGUAUUUGAAGAUUGUAUGGUUUUGCAUUUGUAAAAAUGGGUCACUUGUUUAAACAAUCUUUUGUGUCUUGUCAUACAAGUUUCAAAAGGUCUGCAUUCAUUCCUUUAUCUGUAAUUAUAAUCUCAAAAUCCAAGAAGUUCUGAAAAAAAGGUUUUCCUAAACUUGAUAACAAAAUUCAUUUGCUUCUGGAUCUAUUUUGACCUGACACUGAGUCUGUUUAUCCCAUUUAGUGUGAAUAUUCAUUUAUUUUGCUGCAUAAAUAUUAAUGUGUUUGAUUAUUGGGGGGAUGCUGCCACAAACUCUUCUGAGGGUUAAUGUAGUACGGUAUAUGCACUGAAUUACCUAUCUGAAAUCUGAAAAUUUCAUAAUUCUGAAACAUCUGGACCUAGGGGUUUCAGAUAAGAUUGUGGAUUUCUGCCUUCUGUUAAAUAAUUUAGAAGGUAUUAUUUUGUUUUUAAAAAUGUGAAAUGCUUUUAUAUUCUAGUUUUUCACUUUGCAUAUUAAAUGAUUUUAAAAUUG